AUGCGCGGCAAAGUCUCCCUCGAAGAAGCCUUUGAGCUCCCCCGCCUCGCAGCUCAGACCAAGGAAAAGGCCGAGCUGUACAUCGCUCCCGCCAACCGCGAGCGCUACUUUGAAGAGAUCCUGAACCCGUGCGGCAACCGCCUCGACUUGAGCAACAAGCACGGCAUCGGCUACACAAUCUACUCGGUCUACUCGCCUGGCCCACAGGGCUACACCGACCGCAAGGAGUGCGAGUCGUACGCCGCCGAGGUCAACGACUUUAUCGCAGGCCAGAUCGCCCCCCACAAGGAUCGCAUGGGCGCGUUUGCCGCGCUGAGCAUGCACGACCCGCACCAGGCGUCGGCCGAGCUCCGCCGCUGCGUCAAGGAGUACGGCUUCCUCGGCGCGCUGGUCAACGACGCGCAGCACGCCGGCUCCGACGGCGAGACGUACAUCUUCUACGACCAGCCCGAGUGGGACGUCUUCUGGGCGACGUGCGUCGAGCUCGACGUUCCGUUCUACCUGCACCCCGAGCCGCCGGUCGGAUCGUACCUGAAGCAGCAGUAUGAGGGCCGCAAGUACCUCAUCGGCCCGCCCGUGUCGUUUGCCAACGGCGUGUCUCUCCACGUCCUCGGCAUGAUCGUCAACGGCGUGUUCGACCGCUUCCCAAAGCUCAAGGUCAUCCUUGGUCACCUGGGCGAGCACAUCCCAGGCGACUUCUGGCGCAUCAACCACUGGUUCAACCACUGCUCUCGUCCGCUUGCCGAGUCGCGCGGCGACGUGUUCGCCAAGCAGCAACUGCUGUACUACUUCCAGAACAACAUCUGGCUCACUACUAGCGGCAACUUUAGUACCGCGACCCUCGGAUUCUGCGCCCAGCACGUCGGCGCCGAGCGCAUCCUUUUCUCCGUCGACUCGCCGUACGAGAAGAUCGACGAGGGCUGCGACUGGUACGACGGCGACAAGGACGCCAUUGUCAAGGCCGUGGGCGGGGAGAAGGCCUACAUCGACAUUGGCCGUGACAAUGCCAAGCGUCUGUUCAAGCUCGGCAAGUUUUACGACUCGGAGGCGUGA
Vanrija pseudolonga is the source of this 1053-nucleotide messenger RNA. It is a transcript of the gene sdc, whose product is annotated as Salicylate decarboxylase. NCBI's taxonomy places the organism in Eukaryota, Fungi, Basidiomycota, Tremellomycetes, Trichosporonales, Trichosporonaceae. The transcript has a single exon. The record is from RefSeq and is a predicted model, not a curated record. Gene Ontology annotation, biological process: secondary metabolic process. Gene Ontology annotation, molecular function: hydrolase activity; carboxy-lyase activity. Gene Ontology annotation, cellular component: cytosol; cytoplasm. Bases 1 to 1053 code for a protein of 350 amino acids.